Cyprinodon variegatus (sheepshead minnow) is the source of this 4616-nucleotide messenger RNA. RefSeq names its product solute carrier family 20 (phosphate transporter), member 2 (gene slc20a2). The coding region runs from base 560 to 2590 and encodes 676 amino acids. Gene Ontology annotation, cellular component: membrane. The record is from RefSeq and is a predicted model, not a curated record. The transcript has 11 exons. Lineage: Eukaryota; Metazoa; Chordata; Actinopteri; Cyprinodontiformes; Cyprinodontidae. Gene Ontology annotation, molecular function: phosphate transmembrane transporter activity. Gene Ontology annotation, biological process: phosphate ion transmembrane transport.
GCACCGCCGCUCUCCCCCCUCCUCCUCUUCCAAAACGCCCCGGAUGAGACCAGCGGCAGCAGGCGACAUUCAGAGCUCCAUGGUCGUGUGAUCCGGUCAGACAUAGAGCGCAACAAUCAUCGGAUCGGACUGCAGCAAAGGGACCGUCAGCCACUGCUGGAAUCCUGACAUUUUCCACGCAGACGCGGUUCUGAGAAAAUCCGCGCAGAAGACGAACAGGCGAGGAGGAGAGUGAGGCGAAGUGGCACAUUUCUCCGCUUGCGGUGUCCGAUUUCCUCGGUGAAAGAGCAAGCAGACAGGCUGCCUCACUCUAAGCUAUGGAAUGCUUCCUGCUCCCAGCAUCUCUAGUCUCCAAUCUUUGGACUGAGCUUCUUACACUUAGUUAGCAGCUGUGCUUCUCCCCUCGAACUCUUUCUAAACCAGGGGACAAAAAGAAGAAGCAGGCUUACCAAGUCUUCCACGGAAGACGCCGAGCACCUUUUUCUUUUUUUAAGAAUAAUUAAAGAUUAGUUUACUUUUUCUCCAGCUUGGAUUUGUGCUCUGAUAACAUCCUAUCAAGAUGGAUCUGGAACCGUAUCUGUGGAUGGUGAUUAUUGGCUUCAUCAUCGCCUUCAUUCUGGCUUUCUCCGUGGGGGCCAACGAUGUGGCCAACUCCUUCGGAACAGCGGUGGGAUCUGGUGUGGUCACUCUGAAGCAGGCCUGCAUCCUGGCAUCCAUCUUUGAGACGUUGGGCUCGAUGCUGCUCGGCGCCAAAGUGGGUGAGACCAUUCGGAAGGGCAUCAUAGAUGUCAACCUCUACAACGAAACGGUGCCCGUCCUCAUGGCAGGGGAGGUCAGCGCUAUGGUCGGAUCCGCUGUCUGGCAGCUCAUUGCCUCCUUCCUCAAACUGCCCAUCUCUGGGACUCACUGCAUCGUUGGAGCCACCAUUGGCUUCUCCAUGGUGGCCAUCGGCACAAAGGGUGUUCAGUGGAUGCAGCUUGUCAAAAUUGUGGCUUCUUGGUUCAUCUCACCCUUGCUCUCUGGACUCAUGUCUGGACUCCUCUUCUUGCUCAUCAGGUACUUCAUCCUCAACAAGGAGGAUUCAGUCCCAAAUGGUCUGCGGGCGCUGCCUCUCUUCUAUGCCACCACCAUUGGGAUUAACACUUUCUCUAUCAUGUACACUGGAGCCCCAUUGCUCGGAUUGGAAAUGCUGCCGGUUUGGGCCAUCUUCCUCAUCACGUUAGCCGGCUCGCUGGUCUGUGCCGCACUGGUCUGGAUAUUUGUCUGUCCUUGGCUAAAAAGAAAGAUAGCAAGUCGCUUAAAGAAGGAGCAAGCUCUGUCCAGGAUAUCCGAUGAAAGCCUUGAUAAGAUUCCCGAGGAGGAAGAAGAAAGCCCUGUCUUCAAAGAGCUGCCCGGAGCAAAAGGCACAGACGAGGCCGUGGUGCCUCUCACUGGAGGCAGCAGUGACAGGAGCACCAGAGACUCCAGUGGAGAGCUCGCCAACUCUGCAAAUGGAGGCAGUAUCCUGCCAAACGGCAGGGUGUACGGUCGAACUCACUCCAUGACCAACGGCUGCCUCAAAUCACCUGUCGCUAACGGCAGCUUCACCUUCGAUGGCCACAUGCGCAGCGAUGGCCAAGUGUACCACACGGUCCACAAAGACUCCGGCCUCUACAAAGACCUGCUUCACAAGAUCCACCUGGGCCGCAUGGAUGACAGCGAACGCUCGGGUGCUCAACAAGCUGACAACAAUUACCGUCUGCUGCGCCGCAACAACAGCUACACCUGCUACACAGCAGCGAUAUGCGGCAUGCCCGUCCAGCCGGUCAGGCGCUCCGAGUCCCGUGACGAUAGCGAGAAGCUUGUGGGUGAGGCUGGCGGCAGGAGCAACAGCGUAUCCUACUCAAAGAAGCGGAUACGCUAUGACAGCUACUCGUCGUACUGCAACGCCGUGGCCGAGGCGGAGAUCGAAGCAGAGGAGGGAGGGGUGGAGCUAAAGCUGGGCGCAGAGCUGGAGGGGGUGGAGGAAGAAGGUCAGGCCCCGGUGCCGAUCGAUGACUUGGCAGAAGAAGAGAAUGAGGAGAAAGACAAGUCGGAGGUGUUUCUGCUUUUCCACUUCCUGCAGAUCCUUACCGCCUGCUUCGGGUCUUUCGCCCAUGGAGGCAACGAUGUCAGUAAUGCCAUUGGGCCCCUGGUGGCACUGUGGAUGAUUUAUGACCAGGGAGGCGUCAUGCAGGAUGCUGCCACUCCAAUCUGGCUGCUCUUUUAUGGCGGUGUGGGCAUCUGCGCCGGCCUGUGGGUGUGGGGACGGCGUGUCAUCCAGACCAUGGGGAAGGACCUGACUCCCAUCACCCCGUCAAGUGGGUUCACUAUUGAACUGGCCUCUGCACUCACAGUCGUGUUGGCUUCAAAUAUCGGAAUCCCUGUCAGUACCACACACUGCAAGGUGGGCUCAGUCGUAGCCGUGGGCUGGAUCCGCUCCCAGAAAGCUGUGGACUGGCACCUCUUCAGGAACAUCUUCCUAGCCUGGUUCGUCACGGUGCCAGUGGCCGGCCUGUUCAGUGCCGCCGUCAUGGCCCUGUUCGUCUACGGCAUCCUGCCCUACGUCUGAGGGGGGCGUGGCUGGGAGGGCGAGCGGUGGAGAAGGGGAGUCAGAGAGGGGGAAACUUGGAAAGAAAUCGUAGCGUGGGUAAUGAUGAUGGAAGGCUAGCAGAACCGAGGGCGAGGAAGGAAAAGUAGGAAGAAUCUGCAGAGGUUUACAAAUGGACUUUGGUUGUACUAUGGAGGAUGUGAGGAGGGUUGGUUCCCACGCUGCCUGACUCUGAUGUCCAGAUAUCCUCUUAACUCAUCUGAGUUUCAAUCAGUUCAUAUUUAUUCUCUUUUCGGGGAGAAAAUGCACCAUUCAAUCUGCUGUACAUACAAUAAUAGGAAACUUUCCUUUUAAUUAAAAAAGAAAUCAACAGGUAAAAUAGAUAACCAUACCAGUGAGCACAUAUCUAGUAUCUGACAUGAAAAAAAUAAUAAUUGUAAAUACUGUUGUUCUGAUCCAGUGGGAUCUGUUGUAUUACGGUUUGCUUUGGCACAAAAAGUAACAAGAAAAGACAUGCGUGCGUUUAACCAACCCAUCCAUCAUGUCCGUUUUUAUCAUGCCAGCCAGGUACAACCGGGGCCAAAAGAAAAAGACCCCUCAGAAAAAGAGGGCCGUGUAACUUUUCUUUAUUUUUUGUUUUUGUUUUUCCCCAACAAUACCAUAGAAACCUAAUUUACUAAAGAAUUUGAUUUUUAUUUUCUUGUGGAAAGCUUCUGUAUGUUUUUAGAGAUGAAUCUCAUAUUUUUUAAUGAUGUAUUAUAAUGUAAUUUGUACUGUAAAUACUGUCCUUUACGGAGGUUGGCAGUGGGAUCCUGUUUUGUUUUUAAUGUUGUAGAGAGAAGGGGGGUGGGCGGGGGGAGGCUCUUCAUCUCAUUAUCAUACACAGUAUGCUUCAUGCUCGUGGUUCAAAGAGGAAAAAAAUAAUAAUUCUGCGGCUUAAUAGGAAGCGGCUCAGUUUAAGGAAAUGAACCAGAAACGUUGAGACAGAGAGGUCGCUCUCCUCAGAGCUGAUUUAUGCCAAAGUCAACAUUUCAGCAUGUCAAUUUAGAGCCAAUAUGCCAAAACACUAAAAACUGAGCUGAAGCGUACGAGCACACACUGACGAGGUCCUACAACAUAUCUUUAUCCUUAUGCCUUUAUUUUCAUUCAUACAGAUGAGUCUGUGUCAUAGCGAACCCUACUUUCACAAGAGAGAUGGUGUCAUAUCACUAAAACAUCAAAAAACAAGUCAGGAGGAGGACUCUGCUUCAAACUGUAGCUCCUCAAGCGUGUUUGAAUGCAGAAGGACCUUCUGCCAGGUGCUAAAGGUUCUGUUUGAUUUCAAGCAUUCGGUGAGAGCUCAUCUGAAGCCUGAUGCUGGUUUUUGGGCUGCUCAUAUAACACUAAAUAUCACCAGACAUCUGUCUGAAAGAGAUGGUCCAGGGUUUCUGAAGGUGAGGCCAUGUGAGAAGUCUGUUAGUAGUCGAUUUCUUGGCUGCAAAAGGUGUCCUUCUAAAUCUUCAUUUAUUGUAACGCUGCAAAGGUACAUUAUAAUAAAAGCAACACCGGUUUACAAGAGAUGAAUUUUCAAACGUGCAAGACAACCUGUUUACACUUUUCUUAGGACUAUCGUAUUUUGUGCAGCUGGGAGCCACAUUGGAUGUGGAAAUUUGGGUUGUUUCUUCACCAUAAAUGUUUUAAAGUUUAGAUUCCAAGCAGCAUUCUUGUUGCAUUUAUAACACAUAUAUUGGAAAACUUGCUUGCAUCUAUAAUUCUGAGCUAAACUGUAUAUAUAUUGAUAUUAACUGGUACUGGACACUAAUGCUAAAGGCUAACCUGAGCAGACAGAGUUCUGAAACAGAAUUGUAAAGUCUAAAAAUUAUCAACAGUUUAUGUGAAUUCUUUUUUUAUGAUGAUAGAAGGUCCCCACAGAAGUUUGUAGCAUUAUUUCAAGCUUUUUUGGAUUUGGAACACAUCUACAAAAUUAAUAGAUAAAUGUUUAGUUUUUAGGGGGAAUAUGCUGCUGAAGAUUCUCAGUCAUCCAGGUCAUAGUUCUUCCAAAAAAAGU